GGCUUACCAUACAUUUAGCACUACGGUCGAUCCAAGCUAAACCUUCCUUCUGACUGCAGACCAAAAGCUUCAUUUAUUCAUUCUAAUAUUUUGGAUUUGAAGAAUGUUAUGGUCUACUGUUAAUUUUCUAGGCUAGGACCUGACUUUUAUAGGAGUUUGGGAUAUCUACUAAAUAUUGAAGCAAGAAAAGUUCUUGGACUGAGCAUGGAGACAUAUUUCUUUAUCAGCAACAUCCAGAAGAUUGUUCUCUAUGAAACCAAAGCUCGUUUUUACGUCAUAGGUUCAAACAAUGCUGAAACAGAAUUCAGAGUUUUGAAGAUUGAUCGAACAGAAGCUAGAGAACUACUUCUUACAGAUGAUAAGAUCGCCUACACUCUCCCUCAAAUCAAAGACCUCCUACAGACGUUGCGCCAUGGCAACAGAGGAAGCUCUACUGCCACCUCCUCGUCGUCUUCAUCUUCAUCCAAUCCCAUGGCCGGAUGGUCAAGGAAUGUCUCCGCCUUCGGAAUAGCAGGCUUUGUCAAGUUCUUAGAGGGGUAUUACAUCAUCCUUAUUACUAAAAGAAAAAAAGCUGCUAUUAUUGGAGGUCAUACCAUCUACAAGAUAGAGGAUACGACUAUGGUGCACAUCCCUCACGAUAACUACCGCAAGCAACACCCCGAUGAAGCAAGGUAUCUCAAGAUGUUUCAAAAUGUGGAUCUAUCAAGCAAUUUCUACUUCAGCUACAGCUAUGACCUGACGCAUUCCUUGCAACACAAUCUCAGUGCUUACCAAAAUAAAGAUGAAUUGGGGAAUCCCCGGGCGGUACCCAUCCAGACCAAGCCCAAGUUUGCCUGGAACCACUUCCUCUGGAGCAAGCUCCAGGACCAGGUCCAUCCCUGCUGGGCCAUCCACAUCGUCCAUGGAUUCGUAGGACAGUGCAAUGUUUGUGUCUUUGGUAGACCGGUGUUGAUCACCAUGAUAGCUAGGAGAUCUGCAGAGUAUGCCGGCACUCGAUUCCUCAAGCGUGGAGCAAACUCAGAGGGAGGAGUUGCUAAUGAAGUCGAAACCGAGCAGAUUGUUCAUGAUGCUUCCCUGUCUGAGUUUAAGACUGGACGCUUCACCUCGUAUGUCCAGCAUCGUGGUUCAGUGCCAGCCCUGUGGUCUCAAGAUGUCACUACGAUUGUACCCAAACCACCAAUCAGUAUUGACAUGGCUGAUCCCUUUGCCCAUCUGGCAGGACGUCACAUCAAUGAUCUCUUCAGUAGGUUUGGAGCUCCUGUGAUUGUUGUCAAUCUUGUCAAGAAACGAGAAAAAAGGAAAAGGGAAAGUCACUUGACGGAAGCCCUCACUGCUAGUCUUGCCUACCUGAACCAGUUUCUCCCGCCCACGCACCAUGUACAGUAUAUACACCUUGAUAUGGCAAGAUACACCAAGAAUAAGCAUGCUGACGUAAUGUCAAGACUGGAGAAGAUCGCUUCAAGUUCAGUAGAGAAGACUGGUAUCUUCCUAAGCGGACAUGGUAUCCACCCAAGCAUACCUGUCAGAGAGGGUGCAAGGACUAAUAUACCCCAGGAGGGUUCUUGUGAACAGAUCUUCAUCAGACAGAUGGGUGUGGUUAGGACCAAUUGUGUAGACUGUCUUGAUAGAACCAACACAGCCCAGUUUGUCACAGGAAAAUAUGCCCUCGGCCAUCAGCUUUACUCACUUGGUGUGGUUGACAAUCCCCUGCUUGAGUUUGACUCAGAUGUUGUCAGAAUGCUAGAGGAUUUAUAUGAAGACAUGGGAGACACGUUAGCCCUGCAGUACGGCGGCUCCCAGCUUGUACACAGUAUCAGUACUUACAGGAAAAUAGCCCCAUGGACAUCACAUUCCAGAGAUAUCAAACAGACUUUGUCACGCUACUAUAGCAAUGCAUUCUCAGAUAAUGACAAGCAAAGUGCAAUCAACCUAUUCCUUGGGGUGUUUACACCAAGAGAAGGACUUCCAAACCUCUGGGAGUUGCCCACCGACUACUACCUGCACCACAGUGAUGCAGUCGGUGCUGGAACAGAAAAGAGCUGUGCUCAGUGGUAUGACAGCAGUGUCUUGGAAUGCCUUCCCUUGCCACGAGAUGAAGUCAAGAAGACAAUCGUUAUAGAAACCGCCGACAUGAACCACCUCCCAGAGGACUGCAUUGACAUAUAUUUUGACCUCUAUCGUCCAUCCCAGUUGGCGUUAUUGGACGAGAACUUUUUCUUCAAGCUGAUCCCGCACUCACUGAGGCACUACUCAAGCAGAGAUUCAAAGGAAUUGAGCCCUUUUACAUCGAGAGUUUCUCCCCAGAGCAAGAGAAGCGAGGAGAACAGUUCCAAGUCCAGUCGAGCCGCCAGAGCAGGCACACCCAAGUCCUCAUCUGAUGAUGGUUCAAGCUCCUAUGGGACAUCGUCCAGUAGUGAUGAGACGUCGGAUGAUAGCUCCAUGGAUGGAGCACUAGGGACCGCAUCCUCAUCAUCACCGACUAUGAAGGAUAUGUUUCCUACAAUGAAAGAAGUGUAUGGUGUCAAAAUCAAAUCACCAGAGAGAAAGGAUGUGGCAUUGUAUCAGAGGUUUUCAGCUGUUGGAAUUAACUCUAAACAAGAGGUGAUGUCCCGACAUUCAGACGUCUCCAAUUCCCCCAUCAGAAGGUGCAUGAAGAGAGCCACUAGGAUAAUCCCGAGUAGUGUUUUCUCCCUUGACACCUCUGUGAAGGUCACGCCGCCGACCGUGGACAGAGUGUCGCGUUCGAUGUACGAGGCCUACGUGCUUUGCGGAGCCAACGGUCCGAGACCCUGUUUGGCCAAAGACCUGAGUCGAUACAGGGAGUACAUUCGGGAGCCAAGAUAUCACUGAUGGGCGGAUAGAGUGUCUCGUUCGAUGUACGAGGCCUACGUGCUUUGCGGAGCCGACGGUCUGAGGCCUUGUUUGGCCAAAGAUCUGGGCCGAUAUAGGGAAUACCUUCGCGAGCCAAGAUAUCACUGAUGGGCGUUCUUUCAGUAAUUUUUCUUUCCAAUUUCCGACGGCGUCUCACUAGCUGGAAUCCAGUGUUCUGAUAAUUGGAUGUUGGGAAACUGAUUUUUUUACAUUAAAGUGCACUCAUUGUUAAGGAAAAAUCCACACCGAAAACAAGUUGAUUUGGAUAGAAAUAGAGAAUCUAGAACAGUACAUUUAUAACACUGAAAAUUUCAUCAAAAUCAGAUGUAAAAUAAGAAAGUUAUGUUUUUUUUGUAAUUUUACUGUAGCCCAUUUCUUUUUGUUGACAGCUUGUUUUUCGAGGUCUAUGAAUAUGGACCUUAUAAACUGGUACCUGCUGAAUAUUGUUGUAUUUGCCAAAAGUGAUAACUUGUGGCAAUUUUACCGAGAAUCACCUGCACUGCUCACAGCAAUGAAUAUGUGGGAGUAUACGCAGGUUAUCAGCCUAGCUGUUUCAGCUAUUCUUUGUUAUAUUAUAAAUGCAAGAGCAUUUUUUUUUUUUUUUUUUUCCAAUUCAUUAAAAAAAGUUGAUAUCAUAAUCUUGUACAAACAAAGAGACAAUAAAAAUUAAAACAUAUCAUUAAAACAUAAAUAAAUACAAGCAAAAGUGAUAAUCAAAGUUUUAUUGCCAGAUCAUUGAAACAAUAUAAAACAAGACGAAAGAUUUUGAAAAGAAUUCUGUGCACCAAGUAUUCUCUUAGCGACUUUCUUGAUAAAUAUCAUGUGACAGAAUUUCAAAGCUCACUUUUUUUUCCUUCGUCUUUCCUACAACUCAAAUAUUAUUUUAGGUCCUUUUGGUACCAUGAUCUUAGUGAAAUGUAACCAACUGCAUAGACCCGCCCUACUUGCUCUAAAAGGCACGGUAUUGACGAAUGGAAGAUCCCAGAUAGGAAUCCCACGGUCCCAAAAUCAGUCCGGUUCAGGGAUAUGACGCAUUAGACAAUCAAAGCAUCAAUAGGGAGCCAUCUGAUGCCAUCUGUCUUUUGUUCUAUGACAGCUCCAGUCUGCCUCCCUUCCUCUCCUGACAACGCCUCCUUCGAAAGUGUGAAAAAUCUUGUUGUUCCCAUCGAUUUAGGGGAACAAAAGAGGUGUUCCUGAUUGCCAAACAAGCAUUGUUAAGGAGAUUGCAUAUUUGGCUGGAUGUCAAAUGCAUGGUGACAUGUGUGCAGUACGUGAUCCCUGGUGUAUGCGCUGUUUAGUGCUAGAAAGGCAUUGCAUGAUAAUUAUCUGACCACGUAUUUGAGAGAAAGUGUGUCAAAUGAAAGAUCCUUGUGUGCUACAAUUUGGUAGUAUAUUCCUGUUUCACCAUACAUGCAGUCACUGAAAGGGCAAAAAAAUAUAUAAAUGCCAUAGUUUUACAAGUUUUAUUAACUUCUAGCACCAUCUUUUAAAGCCACUUUGAAACUCAAGAACCUGAGCUACCCAUUUAGUACCUAGACUCUUAGUCAGGAGGCAACAUUCACAUGUUGUCUUAUGAUAAAUGCACACUAGAACAAUGAAUAAUUUUUUCUGAGCUCACUUUACAGCAUUCAUACCACAACAUUCGCCAAGUUAAAAUGUGACCUGCGACCCCCAAAGGCAAACCAACAAUAAUUCAACCUUAAUUUAUUUCAAGAUUUUUGUUUAAAUGAUAUCAAACUCAUCAAAAUUGAUCAACAUUAGCCCACCCAAGUAAUUGAUUGAAUGUCAUUUAGAAGAAAUUCAGUGAGAGCUUCCGAAAUAAAGGAGAAGCAGUGGCUGUACUCGACCUAGGUGAGGUGAAUGGGUGCCCAUUACUAUAAGACAUUCAUGCCGCUUUCACACUGAAGGCGAAGUGGAGUUACUCCGGAGUAACUCCGGAUUGAGUUGAUACGCUUGUACUGCGGACCGACUUACGCCCCCUUUCAAACUGGCAAGCGCCGCAGCGGUGUAUCCGCAGUCGUUUCUGUGGUUUCCAAGCGAGUUUGCGCCUUAUGUGUGGCGCGCGGAAUCUCCUUCAUGCGGAAAUGAAUGAGAUAGGCGAUACUGCACUUCCGGUGUGGACUUGCUCCUUUUGUAACCCUCUUCUCAAAGUGGGUUGAGUUCUCCACUUUGAAUCCAGAUCAAAGUAAUCCUAGAAUUUUCAUACUGCCCUCCAAAGUGGAGUAACCCCUUCUGGACUCCAGAGUAACUCCACUUUGGCUGUCACUAUGAAAGUGGCUUCAGAUCGGUCUAUUUACUAGAACCCAUAUUGUCACACCAUUUUAAGUCACAAAAUAAAUAUUUUCUUAGGAUUCUUAUUUGCAAGAAAACAAAUUACAAGCUGCAAGAAUCAAAUAUCAAAACCAAUUUCAAAGUCAAUUUCGAAUAUUGGUUUGACUUUUUUUUUUGCAAUUUCCUAAUGCUUCUCAUAGAGUUUAGAAUAUAAAUGGAAGUCAUUUAGAUUUGUGAUUUAAAGAUAAUUUUUAUCACUUUCAAGCUUUUGAAAUAAUCAUGAUGUUAAUCAAGAGAAUUCAAAAAGAGUUAAAAGAUUCUUGCCAUUUUUUUCUUCAGAAGAGAUGAGAUAUGUGAGGGCAUAGUGGUCUAGUGGUUAUGACUCUUGUCUUUCAAUCUGAGGGACGUGGGUUCGAUUCCCAGCCAUGGCGUGUUUUCCUUCAGCAAGAAAUUUACCCACAUUGUGCUGCACUCAACCCAGGUGAGGUGAAUGGGUACCCGGCAGGAAGAAAUUCCUCGAAUGCCAGAGCGCCUGUAGGUAGCUGGGCUAUAGCCGGAAAAUAAUAAUAAUAAAAACAUUAUUGUAAUGUGCAGUUGAGUAUGUGUACAUAUAGAAAUUGCGCAAUAUAAAUGUACAAUUUAUUUUUUUAUUUUUUUGCAUUUGUUUUUGCCAAAACAAAGUGUAUAUGAUACUUUUUAUAUUCAUAUCUAAUAUUCAUCACUUUUCAUUGAUAAUGAUAAUUGCUAUUCACUGAUAAUUCUGAAAAAAAGUAUAACUUCAUACAUGUAGCACCAGUAGAAAAACCAGAGUAGAAAAUGAAUGAUCAUUACGUGUUUAUAAAACGAUGAGGGAAAUACAUAACGAUCAGCAUGUGUCUCAAUAUAUUCUCUGGGGGCGGUUCGUUUAUCUGGUAUCAUUCGGGGGUAAUCUGUCAAUAUUAUCAGUAUUUUCAGGUCUUUCGCCAGAUAAUUAAAAUGCAGCGAGUAAGUACGCCUCUUCCGCCUCCAUUUAACCUUUUUUUGCCUGGAGUUUACAAAGUUUGCAAGUUCAUGGCUGCACCAUCCAUCGAACUUCAUCAGCCUUUUUCACACAAUGCAUAGGCGAAUAGUUGCAAAAACAAAAAAUGGACACGCCCCCUUCCAAUGUACAUGUACCAUAUUCUCUGUGACAUGUACAUGUAUGUACACAUACUCCCCCGACACGCCCACUUUUCAACCUUGCUAUGUCCUAUUGAGAGUUAUGAGAGUUAUGCAGACAGUCAGCCCCCAGUCAUCUAAAACAGAGAGAUUUGCAUACACCCUGCCUCCUCGUGUUUGCACUUCCUUGAUUGUUUUAGAAGGUAAUCAACACCAUCUCAAGAUCAUCCAAUUGUUAUGGGGUAUGCCGCCAUGUGUUCUUUGUAUCUUAUUGUCUGGGUGUCUCUUUCAUCCUUCCCCUCCAACCAUAGUUGGUCUGUCCUUCGUACCGGCUGUGAAAAAAAAAACCCAGGGAUUCAUGGAUUAGGUGGGUUGUUGUGGCCCAGUGGAUUAGUCUCCAGACUCUAAAACAGAGGGUUUUGGGUUCGAAAUAACUUGAAAGGUAACUUUCCUCCUAUAAUUUUUUUACCUCUAUAAGACUGAUUUGCCCACAAGAUUUGGGUUCAUAGCAUUCCAAAUCCAAAGGACUCUUUCAGCUGGUAAUUCAAUAAUUAUAAUUCCUUACUGGGUCAGACAGUAAUGUGUAAGGCUUAUAAGCCGAUGGUCAGUUAUUCUUUUAUUUUGCUCGAAAAGGGUACCACUAUACAAUUCUGUCUGAAGGCAAGGUUUCAGUGCAUUGUUUGCUGCUAUGCUAGGCAGCCCACGUUGCCUGCCUGCCAGAUCCUUGCAGACAUGGUGUAGGUGAACAUUGAUUAUUUGUUGCCUUUUUAAAAAAACUUGCAAGAACUUGUGCUUAUGAGUGUGACUUCUGAUGAUAAUGCCCCUUUUGAUGAAAUAAAUUAUUCCUUUUUAAUCCAACAUUGCUUUUACUUUUUCAGACCUUCGUGUAGCAGGCAUUGAAUCAUAGUUUUUCGGACAAGCAGUCAAAGUUACCAACUACAUCAUUUGCUAACAGCUUACUAUGAUUGGUGCCCAUAUCUACUAUCGUGCUUUUCUAAAGCAACCCCUUUUAAGGAUACAUUUCAGAUCUUUUCACGAAAACCACACUAGAUGAAAUACAAAUAGGGCUAUCUACACAAAUUAUUUAUUUUUAUAAACUUUAUUUUCAUAGUAUGGCUGUGCAAUUAUUUUUCACUCAUUGUUAUCAUGGAGAAUUCAUGUUAUUAUCUAUUGAUGCUGUAACAAAAUACAAUUAUAUAUAUUUGAUAAUUAUAAAAGUUGAUUUUGCAAAAUAUUUAUUUAUACUUUUGUUUAUGUUAUAAAGUUUUGACCUUUUUUUUUUCUUUUUGAAAUUU
Messenger RNA from Lytechinus pictus (painted urchin), 7574 nucleotides. RefSeq names its product polyphosphoinositide phosphatase-like. Bases 205 to 2850 code for a protein of 881 amino acids. The transcript is spliced from 25 exons. Lineage: Eukaryota; Metazoa; Echinodermata; Echinoidea; Temnopleuroida; Toxopneustidae. Gene Ontology annotation, molecular function: phosphatidylinositol-3,5-bisphosphate 5-phosphatase activity. The record is from RefSeq and is a predicted model, not a curated record. Gene Ontology annotation, biological process: phosphatidylinositol dephosphorylation. Gene Ontology annotation, cellular component: intracellular membrane-bounded organelle.